Molecule: messenger RNA, 900 nt
Organism: Phaeoacremonium minimum UCRPA7
Lineage: Eukaryota; Fungi; Ascomycota; Sordariomycetes; Togniniales; Togniniaceae
Exons: 1
Coding region: 1-900 (299 amino acids)
Source: RefSeq, a predicted model, not a curated record
AUGGAUUUCCGCCAUCUUGGGAUUCCCUUCGUGGUGUAUGACCAGGGAGAUUCCCGAAACCUUCGCACGCCCUACCACGACGACGUUCUCCCGCGAGAGUUUGCGGAGCAGCAUCUCCCAGACUCGCGAGGCAGCAACAGCAACAGAAACCGCCCUCAGUCUUCCCGAAACAAGGCAACAACCCAGGGACGCAGCUGGCUGGAUGACGACACUGCUCCUCGGAAAGAUUCAGUCGCCCCGGCAACUCUUGUCACAGCCCCGCGAUACAGUCGUCACCCAAGACUUGUCCCCAUGGAGUUCGUCUUCAAGGAGCUGGAGGCUCAUUUGAAGGAUAGCCAUACCUUCUAUGCCUCGUACAAGACAGCCUACACCAACAUGACUCAGCAUCUUGACGGGAUCGCCAGCGUGUCUUCCAUGGAAAUGCUCUGGAAGGACCUCUUGCAGAAGAAGUUCGAGAACACACGCGAGAAGAACAAGUUCGUCACCGCGGCGGCCAAGAUCAGCCAGACGAUCGAGGAGGCGAGCAUGGUCGCGGGCGUGAGCAACGCCCUGGACCGAGACGCCGCCGCGCAGCUUGCUUACGAGCGCAACCUCCGCAAGGUCAAUAAGCUGCGCGUCAUCUCGGGCGAUAUUACAAAGCUUGCCAAGUGGGCGCUCACCGAGCUGGCGAUCGAUGAUCUGCUCGACGAGAUCAACGCGGCGAUCCGGGUCCUGCAGAGCGAGCCCGUCGGCAAGAAGCCUGCUCAUCGAGAGGGCAACGACAACAAUGGCGAUCGUGGCCACAAUGACAACUAUGGUGACUAUGGUAACACGAAUCAGGACAAUGGAGGAAUGAGCACGACCAAUCAGCAGGACAACGAUGGCGAUGUGCCUCAGCAGAGUGGUUGGACCAGCAACUAG